AUGAACAAGAUCAGCUCUGUGGACAGUGGAGAAUACAAGUGCAGAUCCAGUAAUGAACAUGGAGAGAAACUCUCUGAAGCUCUAACUCUGAAUGUUUUGUAUCCUCCAAGAAGUAUCUCAGUGUCCAUCAGUCCGUCUGGUGAAAUAGGGGAGGGCAGUUCAGUGACUCUGACCUGCAGCAGUGAUGCAAACCCACCUGUGCAGAACUACACCUGGUUUAAAGAAGGUGGAAUCUCACCUGUAGGAUCUGGACAAAAUUACAGCUUUACCUUUGUCUCUAAAAGCAGUGGAUACUACUGUGUGGCUCAGAAUAAAUACGGGUCUCAAAAAUCAGCUGCUUUGCCAGACACUUUAAAAGAACGUUCCAUAAUUCUGUAUGUGGUGGUUGGAGUCGGACUCUGUCUAUUUGCAUCGUUUUUUGCUGUAAUUUUCUUAAUGUGGAAAAAGAAGAAGAGGACAAUGGAGGAAGAUGACCAUGAGAAUGUUGACCCCAAUGCUAAGGGCGACACGUACACAGCUCUUGACCCCGUGUCCAGGUCCUCUGAUGAUGUGUACAACACACUCACAACUGUUCAUUCCAGUCCUUCUGAUGAUCCAGAUACAACAUUGAAACAUCUAAGUCUCAGACUCACAAAAGGACGUAAUUGUCGGAAAGGUUGCAGCCUCCAUGAGUGGUGACAGUAUUGGAAGUCUUGAUGCAAGCCUUGAACAAACAACAGAUGAGGAGGUGAACAUGCAGAUCCAGACAGCCUGUAAUACUACAGCCAGUAAUAUUUAAGAUUUCAGUUUCCAGGACAGUUUACAGAAGCUUGAUCUAAGGGAUUUGGACAUUGAAUCCUGUGAAGUGUUAUUCUACUGGAACUAUCAGUUGCUGCAGCUGAUAGUUAGAAGUAUGAAAAUGUGUUCUCAAAACAUAAGCUAGACUGUGGGAGGGUAAAGGAAUUUGUUCACCGUAUCCACCUGUCAGAUUCUCAGCCAUUCAAGCUACUAUACCGCCGCAUUCCUCCAGGACAGUCCCAGAAGUUGAGGCAAGUACUUUCAGAGAUGGAGGAACAAGAACCCAUAUGAUAAUCCUGCAGUGACUGGGCCUGUCUGCUUGUGUGGAUGAAAGAUGAAGAUCUGUGCAUGUGUGUAGAUUACUGCCGGAUAAUCAGUCGUCCAGUUAAAGAUGCCCAGAAGGAAACUGCAUAUUCUGUGCAGUGGAUCAAAGCUCUGGAUUUGUCAACAUUGAAAUGGUUGAAGAAGACUGACAGGUUUCACAACACUUAUGUGUCUCCUUGAUUUUAAGAGGCUCCCCCUCAAGGUUUAGGCAAGCAAGGUUAGAAGUCCAACAAAUUUCAUGCUUUUCAUGAUGAACAUAUUCGGGGACCAGAAUUUUCUGACAUUACUCUGCUACUUAAACAACCUUCUUGUUUUUGUAGGUAAUAAAGAAGAAGCCUUAAAAAAGUGCAGUUUUCAACAACUUUUGUUCCCUCCUAUCCUAAUAGUCACCCAUUUAUUUUGUUCACAUUAGAUGUCAUUAGAUGGGCUUGACGCUGUACCACUUUUUUGC
Colossoma macropomum (tambaqui) is the source of this 1552-nucleotide messenger RNA. Its product is annotated as B-cell receptor CD22-like. The record is from RefSeq and is a predicted model, not a curated record. The transcript has 7 exons. Lineage: Eukaryota; Metazoa; Chordata; Actinopteri; Characiformes; Serrasalmidae. The coding region runs from base 1 to 678 and encodes 225 amino acids.